AGUAGGAUUAGCGGGUUUUGGCAAUGUUGUCACCAUCAGAAUGAUAUCGCAGCGGGAAAGAGGGGAAGUCGCUCGGUUUUAUACUGUCACGGAUCCUAAAAAGCACGAUAAAGGAUACACUGUGUACAAAGUCACUGCCCGGAUAAUCUCCAGAAAGAGCCCAGAGGAUGUCCAAGAGAUAACGGUAUGGAAGCGCUAUAGUGAUUUCCGUAAACUACAUCAGAACCUCUGGCAGCUGCACAGGGGCCUAUGCAGCCAGUCCGAACUUUUCCCUCCAUUUGCCAAGGCCAAAGUUUUUGGUCGUUUUGAUGACUCAGUGAUUGAAGAAAGGAGACAGUGCUCUGAGGACCUACUGCAAUUCUCUGCUAAUAUCCCUGCUCUCUACAGCAGCCAGCACAUCCAGGACUUUUUUAAGGGAGGGGAGGUCCACGACGGCUCAGAGCUCAUCGGACCAGCUGAGCCUUUUUCAGACUUCCUGGCUGACAGCUUAUCAGACUGCAGCUCUGAAGUUCACAGAGAUAUCAGUGGUGCGGAGGAUUUGACAGUCACAUCUGAAUAUGGAGGCCUGUCCAGCGAGAGCGACCUGACCUCCCUGGCCAUCGACACUGACUCUUUGGCAGAGGUGGACGAUGGCAUGGCCUCAGGCAGCACCUCCCCAAACCAACCGCCGGGGGGAGCCACAAGUAUUAGCAGCAGCUGUAGUCCUCUCCUGCCUUCCCUGCACGAACGCCAAAGCCCCUCUCCUGCACUUACCUCAGCCACUGGUUCCAUAACCCAAGCCCCAGAGGUCAGUUGGCCCAGCCGAACGGCGCUCUUCUCAAGCAGUCUGAAGAGAGCUAGUGGCACCAACGUCAAGGAGGUGAAAUUGGAUUACCUGGACAGAGCCAGUGAGCAUAUCCGGUUGGCUGUACAGAAGGAGACAGAGCAGGACUACCAGGCAGCUUUUUCCUAUUACCGCAGUGGAGUGGACCUUCUCCUUCAGGGGGUCCAAGGUGAGCCUAGCCCCACACGACGAGAGGCCGUGAAGAAGAAGACAGCCGACUAUCUGAUGCGUGCAGAGCAGAUAGCCAAUCAGCAUUUGAGGGGGAACAUGGGUCAAGGAUCAACACAGACGGUGGCUAUGGGAGCGCAAUGCUGCCAUCCCAUCAGCAGAGGAGGCCAGCAGAGUCCAGCAGAGGAGCUGAGAGCCUACAGGGUGCUUGGGGUCAUAGAUAAGGUUCUUCUGGUCAUGGACAAGAGAACACAGGAGAUGUUCAUUCUCAAAGGUCUGAGGAAGAGCAGUGAGUGUGGGAGGAGCAAGCGGACGGUUAUGCCUAGCUCCGUGCCCAACAUGGUGCGGCUGAAGAAAUUCAUUGUGUCUGAGGACACGGUCUUCCUGCUCCUGCAGUACGCCGAAGGUGGGAAAUUGUGGUCUCACAUUGGAAGGUUCUUGCGUAGCUCCAGCCCAGAGGAGAGCUUUGACAUUCCCUUCAUUCAGAAGAACCACACAUCAGCAGUUCACUCGCCACAUCAUGCUGUGCUCCAGCUGGGCUUGGGUUCAGCCAGCUCUGGGUCUGGGCCUGGUGCUGGCUCUGCUUCUGGCUCAGAGCUGCAGAAGCAAGGGGAGAACCUCCUUGCUGUUCCCGCUAAAAGUUGUCUCCCUCCUGGGCUCAUAGAGAGCUUGGGGGCCCAGACAGAUUCUGGAGUCACCUCGGAAGAGGAGUGCACCAAUAGCUACCUGACGCUUUGUAAUGAGUAUGAACAAGAAAAAGUAGAACCAGAUGCCCUAGAGGAGGAGGAAGAGAAGAGUGGACAGGAAGUGCUGUCUUUAGAUGCCCCUGCCGAGACGACUACGACUUCCUCACGCACUCGCUCGCUGCUUAGUAAUGACAGUCUCUCUUCACCUAUCAGCUCUCAGGAACUUCGCUUCUUCACCGAGCUGUCAGACAGGGGUGGCCAAACCCAUGACAGUGAGCAUUGCCGGGGUGAUGGACAGGACCACAGUGAGGUCUUUAGCCCCUUACCCUCCCCAAAUGUUCCAUUGUCAUUGGACCAGUCCAAACGCACGCCAAUGGAGUUCUUCCGUAUUGAUAGUAAAGACAGUGCCAGUGAGGUGACUUGCCCUGACACAUGUGAGCUGCGGCCCUCUCCUAAGUCCCUUCCCCUUUAUUCUACCUCUGACCUGGGCCCAGAGGUCACUGAGGAAUUGCCAGAGAUGGCACAAGAAGUCAAGGGUCACAUUUUGGAGCACUGGGGGCUGGACUGCAGUGAUAAAGGCUCCAUUGAGUCAGUGCCAGUCAUCUCCUUUCAGGAGGCUGUAGUGGAGGACGAGGGCCAACCGCCAGACCUGUUGGUCAACCUGCCUGUCAUAGAUGGGACUAAGGAUACGUCAGAGGAGGAACUAAAGAUAUCAGGGGUGUGUCUGGGUCUGGAGGCUAAGGCCUCACCCCAGAAGUUCACCCAGCCAGAUGUUUUACAGCUCCACAGCCAGCUGGAGGAGGGAGAGGGGCAGCCUCGGGAGCAGGAACUCCCAUCGUUGUGUACUUUCUCUGCCCCUUGUGAGAUAAGCCAUGCUUCCUCCUCGCCCUCCACCUCACUGUGGGAUGACUGUGGCCCGGUGUUUGGCCAAGAGGCCACAGAUAAAAUGAUGGCUGAACCCGCAUGCCAAAAUGAUGCCCUUCCCCUUAGUGAUCCCAUUAAUGCUGUAUUGAUAGCCCCUCUAUCUAACACAAAGGACAUUCUUAUUGACAACUCACUUACUGAGAAGCUAGAUCCCAGCACAGGUGGAAACAUGGACUUGAUUCCAGACCUUAGUGGCUGUCGCAACUCUGUCUGUGCCUCAAAUGGGGCUGAAGCCUUUGAGACUGUUUCAGGCCCCAAGGCUGACUCAUCAAAAGAUACUAAGAUUACAGGCAGCAGUGAGCAUGAUAAAGAUGUGUCUCGACUGUUUGCGGAGCUGGAUGAUCUGUCUUUAGUAGUGUCUCAAGCUCGUAUCCCAGAGGAGUUUGUGCGAUGCUGGGCUGUGGAAAUGAUAACAGCCCUAGAUGCUCUACACCAGGAGGGCAUCAUUUGCCGAGACCUGAACCCCAGCAACAUCUUACUCAACCACCAAGGCCAUAUUCUGCUUACCUACUUUUGUAGCUGGAGUGAGGUGGAGGACUCCUACGACAAGGAGGCCGUUGCCAACAUGUACUGUGCUCCAGAGGUGGGAGGGAUCAGCGAGGAGACGGCAGCAUGUGAUUGGUGGAGUCUGGGAGCCAUCCUUUUUGAGCUACUCACAGGCAAGUCUCUGCACCAGUGCCAUCCGGCAGGCAUCAGUCGCCACACGGCUCUCAACGUCCCCGAGAACGUAUCAGAGGAGGCCAGCUCUCUACUGGAGCAGCUCCUCCAAUACAACCCAGUGGAGAGGCUUGGGUCAGGGGUGGCAGGUGUGGACGACAUCAAAUCUCAUCCCUUCUUCUCCACAGUGACCUGGCCCAAGUAGACUCUGUGACUUGGUGUGGGUGUUGCAUGUUGUUAAAUGGCCUGUCCUUUGUAGACCCAACACAAAUAAACACACAAAUACACUUGUGCACAGAGAUUGUGUCACUGUGCAGGUUUCCAUGAGGUCAACGGUGACACAGCCAUCACCUGUAACUCUGUCAGGCCCCUCAAUGACUUUACAUUUUUGUUUCCCUAUCUUUUGUUACAGUUGUCGUGGAGUUUGCCAAAGCAGCAGUAUUGCCUACCUUGCACAUUGCUUCUCCUUUUAUCAGUUAGAUGUUUUACUAUUUCUACUUUCUGAUGCAGGGACUAGUCGACAGGACUUUUCGGUGCAAUAAGCGGCAAGUGCUUGUGUUGAAUGGUGAGCCACGCUGCAGCAGUGUUUCUCAUUCAAUGCAUGUGCAAUAGCUGUUAGCCAAAAUGGAAAGACCGAGAGAGGGAACUUUUUACUUUUGGUUUUUGGUUAUUAUUCGUUGACAUUCAGUCCACAUAGCUUCCCUGCGUUUAGUAAGUAGGUUUGGCCGCCUCAAACCAAUCCAGAUCCCAGUCACUCCGCCCCCCCCGCCCCCCAAAAAAAACGAGGAAAUGCGUAGAUCCACCAUGUGCAAUACACUCUGCCUGGAACCACUUCCAUCAUUCCUCCCACUCCUGUCAGGUCAUCCUGCGGGUGACCUGACAACAGAGCCCGUUAAGAAAUUACAGAACAGAGACAAUUUAGGCUUUAAUUAGAAGCUGGGGUCCUGAUGCUCGGCUGUAGAUAUAGACACUGAAUAUCUUUUUUGUUUGAUGAGUUGUUGUCCAACAUACAAAAGAACAAAUAUACACACAAAUAUAUCGCCAAUCAAUCAUUUUCACACACUAAGAAAUGGAUGGAUGGAUGGAUGGAUGGAUGGAUGGACGGAUGGAUGGAUGGACGGAUGGACGGAUGGAUGGAUGGGUUGGAUGCUAUGCAGAGUGUGUGAACAAAGUGUAAAGGAUUGGUAGAGAAAUGAAAUGUUGGUGAGUAAGCUGUUAGGACAAGGCAUUUCUUAAUCUGUAUCUAAAACCAGUCGUUUUAUAGAUUGUAAUUGUUUAUAUUCAAGGGUUGCUAUUCUUUUUUUAAUCUAAGGAAACCUCAUGCAAGUCUUUAUCGGCAAAGUGUAUAGGAGUUAUAUAAAUUUAAUACCAGAAAGCUAUCGAAGAAUAAAUAAUUGAUGUCGAUAAUUUUAUUGCAUAUUGUGAUGAUUGAAAGCUAUAUCUGGGUCUUAAAGGUGUGAUGAUAUUUUUUUUAACUCUAUUGAACAUAUACCCUGCACCCUUUAUUACCUGGCUGAGUUGCUGGUCUCGUGUAAAACCAGUGCAAGUUUGCCUUAUGUCACAGGCUUAAAUUAUGAUAAUUUAUUUAAAAUACAGAAAACGCCGCCAUGGGUAAUUCCUUAUACAAUAUAUCUUUUCAUAUAUUGAGACAAAAAUACUAUGGCGUUAGAGCAUAUUGAACUGUCUUUCAUCGAAUCUACAAAUACACUCCACUUUAUAGGCUGCACUCCACUGCACUACUGUACCGUUUAAUGUGUUUACAGACUGGUAAUGUAGAGGGGUCGUAGUCCAGUUAAGGGUCAUUAGCCCUGUCCUCUGACACACAAAUCACAAUGAGAUCCCACCAUUUGUUUUCUGGUUCCUGUUGAAGUUCCCGCAAUGCCGUCUGUGCUGUAUGUCUACAGAACCGUAGCUGCACUCUGAGGGAAAAAAGAUUCAAUAAACGAAUACUUGGA
Molecule: messenger RNA, 5213 nt
Organism: Lampris incognitus (smalleye Pacific opah)
Lineage: Eukaryota; Metazoa; Chordata; Actinopteri; Lampriformes; Lampridae
Gene: rps6kc1
Product: ribosomal protein S6 kinase polypeptide 1
Exons: 16
Coding region: 41-3463 (1140 amino acids)
Biological process (GO): protein phosphorylation
Cellular component (GO): early endosome
Molecular function (GO): phosphatidylinositol binding; protein kinase activity; ATP binding
Source: RefSeq, a predicted model, not a curated record